UCCCAGCGGCCGAACUUGGCCAUGGAACCUGUAUCGACCUGGACCCCCGGGAAGGUGGCAGCUUGGUUGAGAGGCCUCGAUGAUUCCCUGCAGGACUAUCCCUUUGAGGACUGGGAGCUGCCAGGCAAAUACCUUCUCCAACUCUGCCCCCGAAGCCUUGAGGCUCUGACUGUGCGGCCUCUGGGCCACCAGGAGCUCAUCCUGGAAGGGAUAGAACAGCUCCGGGCCCUGAGCUCCAGCCCACAGACAGAGAACUUACAGAGCCUGACGGAGAGGCUGCUGGAGGGGACCCAGGCCUUCCAGAGUCUAGUGCAAGGCCGCCUGGGGGACUGUGCCGAGCCUCCUGCCGAAGUCCUCAGCGCAGCUGUGGAGCUGGUGCAUGAGGCCCGUGCCCUCCUCUUUUGGCUCAACAGGUACCUCUUCUCCCACUUAAAUGACUUCUCGGCCUGCCAGGAGAUUGGGGAGCUGUGCGAGGAGCUGGGCCAAACUCUGCAGGAGGACUGUCCAGCAGCCGAGAAGGAGAGCAAAAUCCUGAGGAUUUGUGGUCACGUGGCAGGGAUCUGUCACAACAUCCUGAGCUGCAGUCCCCAGGAGCUGCUGAAACAGGGAGCCGUGUUCGAGCGGGUACAGCUGGACGAUCCUCUGGGCCUGGAAAUCCACACCACCAGCAACUGCUUGCACUUUGUGUCCCAAGUGGACACCCCGGUCUCCACUGACUCUCGGCUGCAGAUCCUGCCUGGAGACGAGAUUGUCCAGGUCAAUGAGCAAGUGGUGGUGGGCUGGCCCUAUAAGAACGUGGUGAGGGAGCUGCUGCGGGAGCCAACUGGGGCCAGCCUAGUGCUGAAGAAGGUCCCGGUGCCAGAGACACCCCCUCAGACGCCUCCUCAGACCCUGGGUUCCUCACACCUGAGGGCUCCAGCAGCCUCAUCUUCUCCCAGUGCCCUGUCUGAGGACGUCUUUGCCUUUGAUCUGCCUUCAAACCCAAGCCCUGUGCCUAGCUCUGCCUGGACAGACUCGACCUCUCUUGACACUGAGCCCCUAUCCAACCCUCCUACAUCCCCAGCCACACUCCCAGUGGGGGCUGCAGAGACUCAGGGGUCUCCUGACCGGAGUCCUGUCCCUGGCCGCAAGAAAUCAAAAGGCGUGGCGACCCGGCUGAGCCGCCGGCGGGUGUCGUGCCGGGAGCUGGGCCAGCCCGACUGCGACGGCUGGCUCCUGCUGCGCAAGGUGCCCGGCGGCUUCAUGGGCCCGCGCUGGCGCCGCUGCUGGUUCGUGCUCAAGGGACACACGCUCUACUGGUACCGCCAGCCCCAGGACGAGAAGGCCGAGGGGCUCAUCAACGUCUCCAACUACAGUCUGGAAAGUGGAUAUGAUCAGAAGAAAAAAUAUGUGUUCCAGCUCACCCAUGACGUGUACAAGCCCUUCAUCUUCGCUGCUGACACCCUGACAGAUCUGAGCAAGUGGGUGCGCCAUCUCAUUACCUGCAUUUCCAAGUACCAGUCUCCAGGCCGGGGCCCCCCGCCCCGAGAGGAAGAUUGCUACAGUGAGACAGAAGCAGAAGACCAUGACGAUGACACUGGCUCCCGCUCAGCCUCACCCAGCCCUGCCCGAGCGUGGAGUCCGCUCCAUGGAGACACAGCCCCUGCAGCCACCCCCACGCAGGGCAGCCCACGGACCUCCUUCAGCUCCCCAUCAGACAACAGUGAAGGGACACUGGAAGGAAUGGUACGGGGGCUGAAGCAAGGUGGGGUGUCCCUCCUGGGCCAGCCACAGCCCCUCACUCAAGAACAAUGGCGGAGCUCAUUCAUGCGGCGCAACCGAGACCCCAAGCUCAACGAGCGAGUGCACCACGUGCGGGCGCUGCAGAGCACACUCAAGGCAAAGAUGCAGGAGCUGCAGGCCUUGGAGGAAGUGCUCGGUGACCCUGAGCUGACUGGGGAGAAGUUCCGACAGUGGAAGGAGCGGAACCAGGAUCUCUACUCCGAGGGCCUGGGGGCCUGGGGCGUGGUGCAGGCUGAGGGCAGCUCCCAAGUCCCCACCUCUGACUCUAGAGAACAUUCUUCCCACCCUCUGCCCUCUGACCCCCAAGAGCACUCUCAUUCCUGGCCCCUGACCUCAGAGAGCCACCUCCGACCUCCUGACCUCUGGCCCCAGCUAUUACCCUAGUUCCUGGCCUCUGGCCCUGAGGACCACCUCCAUCCCCAGCCUCUGCCGUGCUGGCUUCUGUUCAAGGUUGGAAGUGGUGUGGUCCAUA
Messenger RNA from Talpa occidentalis (Iberian mole), 2254 nucleotides. RefSeq names its product connector enhancer of kinase suppressor of Ras 1 (gene CNKSR1). The record is from RefSeq and is a predicted model, not a curated record. Gene Ontology annotation, molecular function: protein binding. NCBI's taxonomy places the organism in Eukaryota, Metazoa, Chordata, Mammalia, Eulipotyphla, Talpidae.